GGGCCGGACGAGGCGGCCUAAAGCGGGAGUAGGCAGGAGGGGCUCCUCGUUGCCCUGGUUACGCUGAGGCACGUGUGCAGUCCCGGAAGCGGCUCCGGGAAGCUGCCUAGCUCGCGCAGCCGGAGGAAGCGCAGCCGGGUCCGCUCGGGUCGGGUCCGGCUGGGCAUGGAGCCGUUACCUGAGCCCGCGUCCCGGCCCCGGCCCGGGCCCAGGGCCCGCUGUCUUCUGCUUCUCCCCUUGCUAUUGCUGCUGCUGCUACUUCUGGCGGCCCCGGAACUGGGCCCGAGGCAGGCCCGAGCAGAGGAGACCGACUGGGUUCGACUGCCCAGCAAAUGCGAAGUGUGUAAAUACGUCGCAGUGGAGCUGAAGUCAGCCUUUGAGGAAACUGGCAAGACCAAGGAAGUGAUUGACAUGGGCUAUGGCAUCCUGGACCGGAAGACCUCAGGAGUCAAAUACACCAAGUCCAUUUCAGAGCCCCCCCAGAUGACCUAUCUUCCUUCCAGCUCUGCCUUCCCGUUGGGGGGAACUCAGGCCCUCUCGUGCUGCUGUCUCGGCAGGGACUUACGGUUAAUCGAAGUCACUGAGACCAUUUGCAAGCGGCUCCUGGACUACAGCCUACACAAGGAGAGGACCGGCAGCAACCGAUUUGCCAAGGGCAUGUCGGAGACCUUUGAGACGCUACACAACCUGGUGCACAAAGGGGUCAAGGUAGUGAUGGACAUCCCCUACGAGCUGUGGAACGAGACCUCUGCAGAGGUGGCUGACCUCAAGAAGCAGUGCGACGUGCUGGUGGAGGAGUUUGAGGAGGUGAUCGAGGACUGGUACAGGAACCACCAGGAAGAGGACCUGACUCAGUUCCUCUGUGCCAAUCACGUGCUGAAGGGCAAGGAUACCAGCUGCCUGGCAGAGCGGUGGUCUGGCAAGAAGGGGGACACAGCCGCCCUGGGGGGGAAGAAAUCCAAGAAGAAGAGUGGCAGGACCAAGGCCUCGGGUGGCAGCAGCGGUGGCAGCAAACAGAGGAAGGAGCUGGGUGGCCUCGAGGGAGACCCCAGCCCCGAGGAGGACGAGGGCAUCCAGAAGGCUUCCCCCCUCACCCGCGGCGCCCCCGAGGAGCUCUGAGCCUAACUCCGCUCUCCUGCUGACCCAGAGCCCUGACCUGGGAGCUGGAGGAUCUGGGCCCCGGCUCUGGCAGACAGCGGCACCGGGCUUCAGCUGUGCCUGCCUGGGCUGCGCCUCUUCUGCCGCAGACAGACU
This is a messenger RNA of Globicephala melas (long-finned pilot whale), 1254 nucleotides long. It is a transcript of the gene CNPY3, whose product is annotated as canopy FGF signaling regulator 3. The record is from RefSeq and is a predicted model, not a curated record. NCBI's taxonomy places the organism in Eukaryota, Metazoa, Chordata, Mammalia, Artiodactyla, Delphinidae.